Messenger RNA from Ipomoea nil (Japanese morning glory), 2603 nucleotides. RefSeq names its product two-component response regulator-like APRR1. The transcript is spliced from 6 exons. Gene Ontology annotation, biological process: cytokinin-activated signaling pathway; phosphorelay signal transduction system. The record is from RefSeq and is a predicted model, not a curated record. Lineage: Eukaryota; Viridiplantae; Streptophyta; Magnoliopsida; Solanales; Convolvulaceae. Bases 579 to 2210 code for a protein of 543 amino acids. Gene Ontology annotation, molecular function: protein binding.
UCUCUCUCCUAAAUUCUGAGCUGCUUCUUCCUCAACCACCAGAAGCCGGACUCGGAGCUUCUCCCUCUUUUCUCGCUCUAGAAGGUAGAAGACAGGUUGGCUGAAAGGGCGGACGCUAACGUGCACCGGAGGCGGCGGGCUGGCGAAGCUUUUCUUUUUCUUUUUGUUUUUUCUUUUUUAUUUUUUGUUUUUCCUUCCAGUCGUUGAUUUUUUUUUACUAAUUUCACAGUCUAACCCGUCGCCGUUAGAUGGCCGGAAUUCGCCGUGUCAGGGUUUAUAGAUAAGUUGCGCCUCCGGUGCGCAUCGUAAUUAUUAGAAAAUUAUUGGGAAGAAUUAUUAGAAAAUUAUAGAUUUAUUUUUUUUCAUUUUGGAUAUUUGAUUGGGAUUAGUGUGUGAUCUGUAAAUGGGGUUUUCGAAAUUAGACGCUUUAGUUUUAGCAGUAAAUAGAAAAAUUUUCUAUAUAGAGGCUCUUUAAUACUAGAUUUUUAGGGGUUUGAGCUGAACACUAACCUUUUUUUGUUGUUGUAUAUUUUUCUAUGAACGUAUAUGUAUAUUGCUUAAUUGUUCUUUGAAUAGCGAUGAUGGAGAAGAAUGAGAUUGUGAAGACUGGGGAUGGGUUCAUAGAUAGAAGUAAAGUUAGGAUUUUGCUGUGCGAUAAUGAUUCCAAGAGCUCUGAGGAGGUUUUCACGCUAUUGUGCAAAUGUUCUUAUCAAGUGACUAAAGUGAGGUCGCCCAGACAGGUGAUCGAUGCAUUGAAUGCAGAAGGACCUGAUAUUGAUAUUAUACUUUCUGAAGUGGACCUUCCGAUGUCCAAAGGGCUGAAGUUGUUGAAAUACAUUAUGAGGGAUAAGGAGUUAAGGCGAAUUCCAGUUAUCAUGAUGUCAUCUCAAGAUGAGGUUUCUGUUGUCGUUAAGUGCUUAAAAUUGGGAGCUGCAGAUUACCUUGUGAAGCCCCUCCGCACUAAUGAACUAUUGAACUUGUGGACUCAUAUGUGGAGAAGAAGGCGAAUGCUUGGACUAGCUGAGAAGAACAUUCUAAAUUAUGACUUUGAUUUGGUAGUAUCAGACCCGAGUGAUGCUAACACAAACAGCACUACACUCUUCUCAGAUGACACAGAUGAAAAGUCCCGGAAAAGCAUAAAUCUGGAAACUGGUCCCUCUACUCAACAGGAAGAUGAGACCAAUGCCAUAACAAAUGCUGCCUCCCCCGAGACUCUAGUCAUUGGUUCAUUUGAGUUUCUGCCGGAUGUUCCAGGAAGUAGUGAACGAAAAACAGGAAAAUUUUGUUCAUUUCCAAAGAAGAGUGAAUUGAAAAUAGGCGAGUCUUCUGCAUUCUUUACUUAUGUCAAGUCAAACAUGCCCAAGAGCAAUGAGCAAGGUACUGUCCGUAAAAACGUGACUCAUGAUUCAAGGAUCAAUGAGGGUGGGAAUGUGGAUAUUGAAACCAAAGAACAUGGCUUUGGUGAUGCAAUCGGAAAUCAUUCACAAGGAGACGGCUAUCCAAGCAGUAACAGUAUUCCCGACUCUCUCUCUAUGGAAAGGUCUUGUACUCCUCCACCUUUAUCGUUGGAAUUCCCGCAACAAAGGAUGGAUGAGUUCUCCAAGGUGACAAACGAGUCUCACCACGACAUUUCAGGUUAUCAUGCCCAUGCUGCUGCUUAUCCACCACCGUAUUACAUUCCAAGGAUAAUGAAUCAAGUUAUGAUGCCCUCUUCACAAAUGUAUCAUCAAAAGAACUUGCCCGAUCUUCACAACCAUGCUAAUCCCGCUAUGCUUCCAACAUACAGUCAUUUACCGCAUUGUCCUCCUCCCCAUAUGCCUGGAAUGGGAUCAUUUCCCUAUUUUCCAAUGAACAUGUGCUUGCAACCAGGCCAAAUGCCAACACAACAUCCAUGGGCAUCAUAUGGGAGCUCCUCGUCUGCUGAUGGUAUGAUGGGUAAAAUAGACCAUAGAGAGGCAGCCUUGAUGAAAUUCAGGCAGAAGAGAAAGGCGCGAUGUUUUGACAAGAAGAUUCGGUAUGUGAACCGCAAACGCCUGGCAGAUCGGAGACCUAGAGUUAGGGGACAGUUUGUUAGGAAGCCCAAUGGAGUUGUUGUGGAUCUUAAUGGACACCCUGCCUCGGGAGAUGAUGAUGAAGAUGAGGACGACGAUGACCAAACAACUACUUUGGUUUCCUCACCUGAAGAUGACACUUCAAUUUCUCUACUAUGAACCGUCAAUGGAGCUUUUGUAUCAGGUAUUAUUAGCGUAAUUGCACAACUCGGACUCGACUUUGCCCACGAAAAUGUUGUCGUUGGUUUCAUGCAAGAUCGAUCUCAAUUUGAGAGAGAAAUCCCGCUUCAGUGCUAUGCUCUUCCAAUCUCAUUUGGAGCUUAUAUGGGGAGGAUUUGUGGAAGUUAGCAAAUGAUGGCUGUGACUUGGUUGCUUUGAAUAUAUAUGUUGUACUUUGAUCCAUAUAAAAAGAGUGUCAAGGUUAUCAGACCAUCAUGAACAUGUAUCAUUUUUUUACGGGAAAACGCCAUACGAAUUAUGAUGAGACUGCUCUGCUGUAAUAGGUUUUGGUUGGUUGGUUAAUCAUACAAAAAGAUCUUCACUUUUGGCCCC